AUGUCACACGUUGAUCCCGCUCUUGUCUCCCUCCUCUCCCUCAAUGCAGAAACCAGCAGCAUCUCAUCAGCAGGAGGUGGCGGCUGUUCCUCAGCGAGUACAUCAAAACUCACCACAAAGAACGAAGAUGGCACCACAAGACACUACUUUCUCAAAACAGGCAAGGGCUCUUCAGCAGCAACAAUGUUUGCCGGCGAACAUCUUUCCCUCUCUACAAUCCAUUCCGUCGUCCCAACCCUCUGCCCUCWAUCCUACGGUCACGGAGAAUUCGAAGACUCCUCAAAUGCAGGAACCUUCUUUCUCAUAACAGAUUUCCUCGACCUAUCCUCUCGUUCUAGCAAAACAUCAGGCCAAUCUCUCGCCCAAAAACUCGCAAAACUUCAUACAACACCCGCUCCCAUUCCUCAAGAUCACGACACCCCUCAAUUUGGCUUCCCACUACCUACAUGUUGUGGAGAUACACAACAAGACAACACCUUCACCUCUUCUUGGGCGGAUUUUUACGCCAACCAUCGAUUGAGAUUCAUCCUCUCCGAAUCCAUUCGCAACAACGGCAAAGAUUCCAAUCUCUCCUCUUUAGUUGACGAGACCUGCGAUACCGUCAUCCCCAAUCUCAUAGGAGACUCUCACCUCAACACGGGGAGAGGAGUGAUCCCCGUAAUCGUCCAUGGAGAUCUCUGGUCAGGAAACACCUCUACAGGGAAGCUGCCUGGAAUGGAGCAUCCGGAAGCUGUAGUUUACGAUUCUUCCGCAUGUUACGCACAUUCAGAAUUCGAACUCGGAAUCAUGAAAAUGUUCGGCGGUUUUGGGCCGAAAUUCCUGGAUGAGUAUCACUCGUUGGUACCCAAAACGGAACCAGUGGGGGAAUACGAAGAUCGUGUAAAACUCUACGAACUUUAUCAUCAUCUCAAUCACUAUGCCAUGUUUGGGGGGAGCUAUAAAUCGGGAGCCAUGGCUAUUAUGAAAGACUUGAUUAAGAAGUAUGGUGGGAAGAGCGAAUUGUGA
Molecule: messenger RNA, 1005 nt
Organism: Ramularia collo-cygni
Lineage: Eukaryota; Fungi; Ascomycota; Dothideomycetes; Mycosphaerellales; Mycosphaerellaceae
Product: related to fructosamine-3-kinase
Exons: 1
Coding region: 1-1005 (334 amino acids)
Source: RefSeq, a predicted model, not a curated record